Messenger RNA from Ictidomys tridecemlineatus (thirteen-lined ground squirrel), 5020 nucleotides. It is a transcript of the gene Slc2a2, whose product is annotated as solute carrier family 2 member 2. The record is from RefSeq and is a predicted model, not a curated record. Gene Ontology annotation, cellular component: plasma membrane; brush border. Gene Ontology annotation, molecular function: D-glucose transmembrane transporter activity. Gene Ontology annotation, biological process: dehydroascorbic acid transport. Lineage: Eukaryota; Metazoa; Chordata; Mammalia; Rodentia; Sciuridae.
CAACACGGGACCUGGAAUUAAGAGGAGGACUCCAGCCCAGUACAAUGACAGAAGAUAAGAUCACUGGAACUUUGAUUUUUGCUGUCUUCACUGCUGCCCUGAGUUCCUUCCAGUUUGGGUAUGACAUUGGUGUGAUCAAUGCACCUCAAGAGAUAAUAAUAUCCCAUUAUAGACAUGUCUUGGGGAUUCCACUGGAUGACCGAAAGGCUACCAACAACUAUGCUGUCAACAGCACAGAGGCACUGCCCACAGUCACAUACCCAUCGAACCUAGUACCAGCUGGGGAAGAGGCUAUGGCAUCUGCUGGCCUAAUCACCAUGCUCUGGUCCCUGUCUGUGUCCAGCUUUGCAGUUGGUGGAAUGAUUGCAUCAUUUUUUGGUGGAUGGCUUGGGGACAAGCUUGGAAGAAUCAAGGCCUUGAUGGUAGCAAACAUUCUCUCAUUAGCUGGAGCUCUUUUGAUGGGGUUUUCCAAAUUGGGACCAUCUCAUAUUCUUAUAAUUGCAGGAAGAAGCAUAUCAGGACUCUACUGUGGGUUAAUCUCAGGGCUGGUUCCAAUGUAUAUUGGUGAAAUUGCUCCAACCACGCUCAGGGGUGCUCUUGGCACUUUUCACCAGCUAGCCAUUGUCACCGGCAUUCUUAUUAGUCAGAUUGUUGGCCUUGAGUUUAUCCUGGGCAAUCAUGAUCUAUGGCACAUCCUGCUUGGCCUGUCUGCUGUGCGGGCCCUUCUCCAGUUUCUGCUACUCUUCUUCUGUCCAGAAAGCCCCAGAUAUCUUUAUAUCACAUUAGAAGAAGAAGCAAAAGCAAAGCAAAGCUUAAAAAGACUCAGAGGAAGUGAUGAUGUCACCAAAGACAUAAAUGAGAUGAAAAAAGAAAAAGAAGAAGCAUCAAGUGAGCAGAAAGUCUCCAUAAUUCAGCUCUUCACUGAUUCUAGCUACAGACAGCCUAUCAUUGUGUCAUUGAUGCUGCAUGCUGCUCAGCAAUUUUCUGGAAUAAAUGGGAUAUUCUACUACUCAACCAGCAUUUUUCAGACAGCUGGAAUCAGCAAACCUGUUUAUGCAACCAUCGGAGUUGGUGCCAUCAACCUGGUUUUCACUGUUUUCUCUGUAUUGCUUGUGGAGAAGGCAGGGCGGCGCUCUCUGUUUCUAAUUGGAAUGAGUGGGAUGUUUUUCUGUACCAUCUUCAUGUCACUGGGACUUGUUCUUCUGGAGAAGUUUGCUUGGAUGAGUUACGUGAGCAUGACGGCCAUCUUCCUCUUUGUCAGUUUCUUUGAAAUUGGACCAGGCCCCAUCCCUUGGUUCAUGGUGGCUGAGUUUUUCAGUCAAGGACCACGCCCCACCGCUUUAGCACUAGCUGCAUUCAGCAACUGGUUCUGCAAUUUCCUUAUAGCUCUGUGUUUCCAGUACAUUGCGGACUUCUGUGGACCUUAUGUGUUUUUCCUUUUUUCUGGAGUGGUCCUGGCCUUUAUAGUGUUUACGUUUUUUAAAGUUCCAGAAACCAAGGGAAAGUCUUUUGAGGAAAUCGCUGCAGAGUUUCGAAAGAAGAGUGGCUCAGCCCCAAGGCCAAAAGCGGCUGUAGAAAUGGAAUUCCUUGGAGCUACAGAGACUGCGUAAAGAUGACUGCUUUUUUAUAUGAACAGGAAGGAAACUGUUUUUAAGUGACUCCUUGAGAAUUUUGUAUCUACAUCUCCAAGUAUGCUUUAUUUUUUUAGAGUUCGGUAGGCUCUGAUCAGAAAUGUAUCAACAAAUAUUACCACAGAAAGUAUUUUUAUAAUUUAAAGAAUAUAUUUUUGAUGGGAAAACUCUGUAAUUAAGUGAACCAAAAAGGGUAGCUCAUUUUGCUACUGUCAAAAGCAAGUAUGUCCUAAUCUUCUGACCCCUAUUUUUUUUAUAUAAUAAUGCUUCCUUAAAUUUGAAAGGCUUUUAAGGUAUGAUAUUAUUGCUUCACAAAGUACAGGACUAGAAGACCAAGGAUACAACUGACAUUUAUAUAUUCAAAUCUAAUUAAACUGGAAUUUUCUUACUAAUCUCAUUCUAAGGGAGUUACAGGUAGUGGAAGUAUGAUUCAUGUUAAAUUAACUUUCAUUUCUCUCACUCAGCUUCUUUCUUGUGUAUUUGAACUUCUAUUUUGCUUAAAAUACUAUUUUUCUCUGUAUUUUCAUGUGGGAUAUUUUGGGUUCAUUAAAAUAUGUUUAUAAAGAAAAAGCUUAAUUUAGUACUCAGAAAAAAAUCAUUUUAGUUCCUUUGAUGACCAAAUGGUUUUUUGCAAAGUUGAACAUUCAAAAAAAUUUAACUGGUUAUAUACCCUGAAUUAUCAGUUAUUAUUAACAUCUAUUUCAAAACCAUGUUAAUUUCUUGCAGGUUCAAUUAUUUUGUUUUACUUUUAAAUUGAGUAUAGCCUGGUUGUUUGAGCUGUUAUAAAAUACUCUCAAUCACUAGUCAGGCAUUUUAUGUGUCUCUCAUAUCUCUAAUAAGUUGGAUCAACCUUACUUAGGAAAAUCUAGGAGAAGAUGACUCUUUUAAAAAAUAUUUUCUGAAUUAGUAUGUCUCAAAAUAAGUUGAAAACUUCCUAAGGGUGGGCUUCUGAAUUUUCAGUUUCAGAUUUGAUCAAAUUCCCUAUUUAAUUUUCUUGGAAACAAUGAGUUCCCUAACACAGGACAAUCAUCCCCAUUUGACUUUUCCUUCUUUGUCUGAAUAAUUAACAGAUCCCAUCUACCCUAUUCUACUGCUCUGUGUUGUAUGCCACAAAUGUGCAGGCAAGGUUCUAAGUGCUUUGACCUUUUUGGCAAAUUGAAAAGGAACAAUGAUUAAACAAACUUCAGCUUACAGUGAAUUUUACAAUUAUGGGAAGCACACUUCUGAUGGAUACUAAAGAGUUUGUGGGAACUAAAAUGCCUCCAAACUGUUUUCCCCAUAAAAUGGGAUACUGAAUAAUCUCUUUAUGUUUACUUUAAUGUGCAUUGAAGAAAAGCACUUUUUAUAAAGUACUUAAGAGAGAAAGAACCCCACUGAAUAUUUUUCUUUCUUUUUUGUUAUUUUGUUGUUGUUGUUCUGUUACUUCCCCCUUGAUGAAAGUUGUUCACGUGUAUGUAACUUGGCAUUUCAAACAAGAUGAAAUUAUUUCUUCUCACUUCAAUUUUUUUCCUUUGGGGCCAAUUUGGGGGAAAAAAAAGAAACUAUUUUCACUUAGGACUUUAGGAAGCAGUCAAAAUGAGCUGGACUCUGAACAAAAAUGCAGAGACUCUGAAUAGGGCAAGAGCAGGAAAAUGGUUCAUUGGUGGCUUCUGUCUUCUACCUCAGGUUGCUGAUGGCCUUUGGAAAAUUCAAAAUUGCAAUGAUAAAGGAGCUUAGUAUCUUUAUAGGGGAUGGAUGUGAUUUACAUCAAAUCAUGAUUCCUGAUUUCAUUUACUAAGAGAAUAAAGCAGUAAAAGGUUUUUUAAAAAAAAGAAUUACAAAGACUACUUUUAAGUUCUAAUUAGUUAUUUUGAUGGACACACAAAAAACAGAUAUUCAGAUUCUGAAGUUUUCUGCCUCAGAGAAAUAGAAAUACCUAACUGUUUUUCCUUUCCAUAUUGUUUCAUGGCAGAUAUUAUUGUACCUUGUAUCCAUGAGGGACUGGUUCCCAAAUUCCAUCCCACCCCUGCAGAUACCAUAAUCUGCAGAUGCUCAGAUCCUUUGGAUAAAAUGGUAUAGUAUCUGAAUAUAACCUACACACAUCUUCUUAAUAAACUUUAAAUCAUCUCUAAAUUACUUAAAAGAUAAUAUAAAUACUACAUAUCCAGUUAUUAUACUAUGUUGUUUAGAAAAUAAUGACAAGGAAAAAUACCUGUAUAUGAUCAAUAGAGACACAAUUUAGAGAAAACAUAUAUUUUUAAUCUAAGGAUACAGAACCCACCAAUAAUAAAUAUUAAGGGAAAAUAAGCUGCUAAUAAAACUUUAUAGGAGGACCCAAAAAACAGCUUAACAUAAUAAAAAUCCCUAGGUCUUCAUGGUAUACUCCAUAGUAAAUAAUAAAACAGGUGAUAUCUAGAUUUAGCCCCAGGAAAAUGAGAUGUGAAUUUGAACAUGUACGAGUAUUGUUUUUUUAUAAGAUCCAAGUAUUAUUUUUAUGGAAGGUAUUUUAUGUUCUAAGUUCCUUACAAAUGCAACUUUUCUCUUAGCUUCUAUGAAGCAUGAUCACACUUUCUGGUCUAUCCAUUCACUGGCUGCGUCUAGUUCUUGCACCCAGGACUGGGCUGUCUAACUUCCUACUCCCUGCUUUCCUCUACACUAUCGCACUGCAGUGAAUGCUAAGAUACAAUCAGACAUGGUCCAGUUCCUCCAUCUCAAAGAUUUGCAUCCUAAGGGCGAAUUCAGGAAGACCAGGGUAUUCGUGUCCCAUCCGUGUCUACUGCCUUCCAUGAACCAGGCUCAUGGAAGGUGGGCACAAUGAUGUUACCUACCUCAGAGAAUUGCCAUGAGGAUUAAAUAUCAAGUGCUAAGCACAGUGCCUGGAUUAAAGGGGGUGCUCAAUAAGUGUUACCUAGAUUUAGUAUUCACAGAAAUACUGUUAGGAUAAAGGGUUAUCAUAUAUGAGAGUUAAAAUUUUUCUUUUGACUAAAAGGAGUUUUAUAAGUUAAAGAUAAUAUUUUCUUACUUGAAUAAUUUCAAAACAAGAGAAUGUUAAGAACCAGGGGUGAUAUUCAUCUUUCUAAUUUCUAAACCUAAACGUAACAUUUCCUAGUAAGGCUUUAAGAGUUUUUAUUUUAUUUUUAACAUUUGCUUUUGUCUAAGUUAUGUUAUUUCUAAGCAGUAUAUGUGUAAUAUUAUUUCUCUGGAUAAUAUUAAACAUAAAACAAAAUGUUGUAUAUCACAAUUAAAUGAAAUUUAAUACUAUUAUGAUCACAGAAAAAGACUAAACCUGUUGAUGAUUCUCAAAAAUUGUAAAAGUGCUAAUGACAUGUAAACCAGCAUACAUGCAUAAACUAUUCCUUAUUGCUACUUAAUUAUUUUAUAUGCAGCAAAUAAAACAAUGUUAGGCAACA